Molecule: messenger RNA, 6186 nt
Organism: Xyrauchen texanus (razorback sucker)
Lineage: Eukaryota; Metazoa; Chordata; Actinopteri; Cypriniformes; Catostomidae
Product: solute carrier family 15 member 4-like
Exons: 10
Coding region: 271-2007 (578 amino acids)
Biological process (GO): oligopeptide transport; transmembrane transport
Cellular component (GO): membrane
Molecular function (GO): transmembrane transporter activity
Source: RefSeq, a predicted model, not a curated record
ACAAGUGCGUCACUGAUGCUCGUGAGUGUUGCGACUGGCUGUUUUACCUCAGUUUGAGUCGAUUGCUGAACUUCUAGACUUUAAGGACAUUUGAAGCAGUAUUUUGAACAAAAUGAAAACUGACUAUAUUAGUAGACACGCCGCGGGGUAAGCCGCUAAAUUAGGAGUACUGCCUAGUGUACAAGAAAGAAUAAAGUUAUACAGGUUUUAAACUUAAGGGGUUGGAUUUUGGUCUUGUGAUCACCUUGCAAGAAACAGCAAUAAGAGGCUAUGGCGGGCAGGGGUGUAAAUGAAAACACUCCACUUUUGGAGAACUCCACAACUUCACCCAGAUCAGAGUCAUUGUUCCAAGGCAGGAGACUGGCAUGUGCUGCCAUACUGCUGGCAGAGUCUUUAGAGCGGAUGGCCUUCUAUGGCAUCACCUCAAACUUGGUACUCUUCCUCAACAGUAGCCCCUUCUAUUGGGAGGGCACUUUAGCCAGCCAAGCUCCCUUGGUCUUCAUGGGGGUCACUUAUUUGAUAUCACCGUUUGGAGGCUGGCUGGCAGAUGCGUUCCUUGGCAAGUUCUUGACUAUAGCCUUGAGUUUAGUGCUGUACUUAUUAGGGAUGCUGCUUUUCCCCCUUGUGGCCAAUGACAACACCAGGAACUACCUGUGUGGAGAAGAGAUGGCAUUCCCUGUACUACCAGCAGAUUGUUUUCCUGAAAACGGGACCGUGCCCACCAAUGUGACCUGCACCAAUCGGAAGUCCUACUGUGGGCCGGCAAUCUACAGUGGUCUGGUGCUGGUAGCGCUUGGGGUGGGAGCCGUGAAAUCAAACAUUACUCCAUUUGGGGCUGAUCAGGUGAAAGAUCGAGGUCCAGAGGCAACACGGCGGUUCUUUAACUGGUUCUACUGGUGCAUUAAUCUGGGAGCUAUCUUCUCGCUGGGUGGAGUAGCCUACAUUCAGCAGAACAUUAGCUUUUCAAUUGGCUACAUCAUCCCUGCUGUCUGCCUUGGAGUGUCUUUUAUUGUUUUUUGUCUGGGCUGCAUGGUUUUUAUCACCAAGCCUGCAGACGGCAGUGCCUUCAGUGACAUGUUCCGGAUCCUGGGCUCGGCCCUCUGCAGACGUGGGCCAAAAGAACCCAGUUUGCUCAGACCAAAGCCAACUUUGCUGGAUGGCGCCAAGGUGACAUAUGGUGGGCGAUUUCCAGAGGAGAAGGUGGAGGAGGUGAAAUCUCUGAUUAAAAUACUUCCUGUUUUCCUGGCCCUCAUUCCAUACUGGACUGUGUAUUUCCAGAUGCAGACCACAUAUUAUCUCCAGAGUCUUCAUCUGAGACUUCCUGGAACCGAUCUCAACUCCACAGACUCUCACCCGCACACCUUCCGUUUCCCUGCGGCUUGGCUGACCAUGUUUGACGCCGUGCUGAUCCUCAUGUUGAUCCCCCUCAAGGAUAAAGUGUUCGACCCCAUCCUUAAACGCAAAGGACUGCUGCCCUCCCCUCUGAAGAGAAUUGCUGUGGGCAUGUUCUUUGUCAUGUGCUCUGCCGUGGCUGCUGGCAUUUUAGAGACAAAGAGGCUGGAGAUUGUCCAAAACGAAGGCCCUAUUGAGCAGUCGUUCAGUGGAGUUAUAUACUAUGCAGCUGAUCUGGCCAUAUGGUGGCAGGUGCCUCAAUACGUCCUCAUUGGUGUCAGUGAAAUCUUUGCUAGUAUUGCAGGUCUGGAAUUUGCCUACUCCGCAGCUCCACGGUCCAUGCAGAGCGCUAUAAUGGGCCUGUUCUUCUUUUUCUCCGGCAUUGGCUCCUUUGUGGGAUCUGGACUUCUAGCUAUCGUCUCCCUCAAAGCCAUCGGCUGGAUGUCCUCACAUAAAGAUUUCGGUAACAUCAAUGAGUGCACACUGAAUUACUACUUCUUCCUCUUGGCUGCCAUUCAGGGAGUCACGCUGCUCCUCUUCCUCAUUGUGUCUGUGAAGUAUGACAAACAGAAGUCCAAAGUUGGAAGCCACAGGGCCUCUCUCACCAACUCAUGACCCCAUCACAACAUCAGAUCAUGGAAAAUAGCCCAUAGUUCACCAUUAUUUUCUCUAAUGUUGUUCAAAACCCAUAUGACUUUCUUUUGUAGAAUGCAAAAGAAGAUGUUAGGCAGAAGGUUAGCCUCAGUCACCAUUCAGUUUAAUUCCAUCUUUUGUUCAUACAGUAAAAGUGGAUUGUGACUAAGGCAAACAUUCUGCCUUACAUCUUCGUUUGCAUUCUACCGAAGCAAAAAGUUGCAUGGGUUUGGAACAAAAUUAGCGGACGAAAAUGAUGACAUAAUUUUCAUUUUUGGGCAAACUUUCCCUGUAAGACUUUAAUAAAGAGGUAGGAUUUUAAACAUUUGAUUUGACACAUGAACCCCUUCUGUUUACAUUAACUCUCAAUUUCUAGCAAUUUCAGACACUCACAAUUUGAGAGAAAACAGACAAACAAACCUCAAGUGGUUUUGCAUAAACUGUUUUAUUUAAAAUGAUGUUGGAAAAUUUGGUUUGUUCACUCCAUCAGCGAUCGGGAAAUGCUUGUUUGUUAUAGUGUGUAGUUCAAAUAACACUUUUAAGGGAUAUUUCACUCGAAAAUGAAAAUUUUCUCACCCUCAUGCUAUCCCAGAUGUGUAUGACUUCUGCAAAACACAAAUAUCUUUAAAAGAAUAUUUCAGCUCUGUUGGCCCUCACAAGGCAAGUGAAUGGUGACCAGAAAUGUUAAGGUCUAAAAGGUAGUAUAAAAGUAAUCCAUAAGACUCCAGUGGUUAAACUGAUACCUUCUGAAGCAAUAUGAUAGGUGUGAGUGAGAAACAGAAAAUGUAUCGUUUUCUCACCCACAGCUAUCAUAUUGCUUCAGAAGACAUGGAGUUAACACUAGAGUCUUUUGGAUAAUCUUUAUGCCUCCUUUUGUCAUUUUUGGACCUUCUGAGUUCUGGUAACCAUUCACUUGCAUUGUAUGGACCUACAGAGCUGAGAUAUUCUUUUAAAAAUCUUCAUUUGUGUUCUGCUGAAGAAAGAAAGUCAUACACAUCUGGGAUGGCAUUAGGAUGUGUAAAUGAUAAGAUAAUUUUCAUUUUUGGCUGAACUAUCCCUUUAACAAUUUGGAGAUUGUUUUUUUUUUUGUGUGUAUUUUUACUUUUGUUCAGAGUCUUUUCAAAUUGUUAUUUACUCACGAACCAUUAUUUUGAAGGUGGUCUUGCAAUGAUUUACAGUGAGUUGUAUAACUGAAAAUGUUAUUCUUUUGAAUGGUUGGAUUUGAAUAUUUAUUGAACCUGGUAUUUCUCAUUGUGGUUUGCACUUGGGAAAUUCUGUACUGCUGCACUUACAUAUCUAGUCCAUUUUCAUUUAAAUGUGUCUUUUUGGGCAUGUGUUGUGGUACUUUUUAAAUAUUUUUAACAAUACUACUAUUUUAACAAUUAAUUAUUUUCCUUUAUUGUUCACUAAAUAUACAGUUCAGGCACUAUUUGCACUGUAUGAUGAAUCUCAGGUCAGUCAUUUUAUUAAUUAAUACGAAUUGGCUGCGUUUAACUGAUGUCUAAAACAGCAAGUAUGAUUGGUUAUUUGAAAUGGUGCCUUUAUGCAAGUAGCACAUACAGAGAAUUAGUCAUUUAGAUACGCAUUUAAUUAAAACGGCAGUACUUUUUUUUUUAUUAUUGAUUUUUAUUUUAUUUAUUUUUUAAAUGGCUUAAUGCAGUUUUUUUUACUGUUUGAUGAAUUAGUAACUUUGGUACCAAACAUAUGGCAUUUUAUGGGUCUGUGUCUGUUGUAGAUGUUUUAUUAGGCAUUACUUUACCAUUAGCUUGUUUUUAAUGAAUUUGCAUUAUACGUUGUAUUUCCAAGCACUUCAGUACUCUACGUGUAUAAUGGUUAUGACAGGAGCACAGCAAACAAACAUCAGAUAAAUAAUGUCCUCAAGGAGAAUUUGCACAAUCUCAUUAUGCACGUCUUAAAUAGGAAGAUGUUUUAGUGCAAAUGUAAAUGAAUAGUUUUUUUUGUGUGAAAACACCAUAAAAUUGCACAGUGCUUUUUAAAAACAACAACCCUUGUCAUCUGCAUGAGGAUAUGAAUGAAAUCACAUUUGCACUAAUCUCUUGUAAAAAUACAUUUAUAAUUAAUGCUUUAUAAUUACUUGAUGUCAUUAAUUUUACAUGCAGACUCAUUAGACAUCACUUUACAUUCAUAAAAAUGUAUACCUCAGCUUCAUGAUGGUAUCAUGGUGUAGAGGGCUUUAUGCUUGAUGUAAUUUUGAUCCAAAUUCAGCAAUGACUAAACCAUUUUUUUAAUGUUUUUUUUUGCUGUUUUUGACAACUAAUGACGUUUGUUUUCUUUGCAAAAUCGUAUCAACACUCCCAUUAUGUUUCUGUGUUUUGGGUCCUUUGUGUUUUAACACACAGGUAUACAAGGGUUCAAGUCACACUUUUUCAGCAGUUACAAAUUGUGCCUUCCAUGGCAAUAUUGCUCCACAUUACUGUUGCUACUGUUGCACUCUCUCAUUUUAUCUGUUUACAUUUAGUAUUUCAAAGUGCUCAUUAGGUACGUGAAAUGAUCUAUAUCCUCUUGAAUCUGUUUUGAUGACAAUUCACUAGAGAGAGUAUAAUACACCCUUUUGAAUCUGUGAACAAUUUGUUGAAAUAUUAUGAAUUGUAUGCUUGGUAGGAUGAAAGGGCAUCAUUAAUUAUGAACUGGGCAAUUUAAAAUGCUGUCUUUUAAAAGUUUUUUUUUAAAUAUAUAUAUAUAUAUAUAUAUAUAUUAUUUUAUUGAACUAAACCAUUUCCCUCAAAUGAUGUGUGGUUAUAAACUGCAAUAUUCUCAAACACAUUUGAGUAUGUGUUGUAAAAUAUAACAAACUUUUUUCUCUUUAAUGUAGCUCAUGCUUAAUGAAAUGGUUUUCAGUUGUUUUUCUCCCUACAAUAAAAUGUAUUUGACCUCUGAUUUUUGUUUAUAUAGAGAGGCGUUUUCAAAGUGAGCCACCCUCGUAUUAUCACACUCGCAAAUUCUCAGCUCACAUGCAGACUUCGUAAACUUUCAUAUUCAAUUGCAUUUCUGUCUGAUUUCAUCAGAUGGGCAUGAAAUUAGAACAUCGUCUCUACAUCCAAGCAUAUCUAGACAGAGCUGCCGCAUACGAGUGAUUUCCUGCUAAUAGUGUGACCACCAGCAAGCUGUUUGAACUCUUUAUCUCCUCUCACGCGGAGUCAGCCUGUUUAAACAGCCCAUAUAUAUCCUUACCGUCCACAUGUUUUAACAUUGUUGUGCUCUUUCGACUGUGUGUUUAGGAACACAUACCCAAUGAAGUAAAUAGAACAGGUCAGAAUUUAGCCAACACAAGCCUUAUCCUGAAUUAUUUACAUUUCUCGACCUAUUUUGCUCAUGGUUGCAAACCUCGUUGUAGUCCUUGUUCUAAAUCCAUAGAGCUCUUACUGUUUAUGACCAAUUCACUGGACUCGCAGCAAAAAAAUUCGAUUUGAGGUGAAUGUAAUGAACAUAUUGAAUUGUAAUUUACUCUAAACUCAGCAAAAAAAGAAAUGUCCCUUUUUCAGGACACUGUGUAGAGACAGAUCUCCAUUAAAUCUCAAUGAAUAACUUUCGCAUGCAUAUGAAAAACAAAAUAACCCUCAUUUGUUAUGCAUCCUCACACUGACAUAUUAAGAGAUUGUUGUGAAUGCUUGAAAUGGAAUAUGUAGAUUUUCAAUUAAUUGCCAACAAAACCCUUCAUCAGCCAACCAACAAGGACAAUUGCAUCUACAGUAUGUGAACUUCUGCAGUUAUUCUAGGAUGGACUUCAAUGACAUUAGUCAUUAAUCUUACAGUUCAUAAAACAUCUUUGUUUAAACACUGACCCUUAACACUUACUUAGUUUAAUACUUUUUAAACAUGGCUUGCACUAUACAUAAGUAAUAUUGGCACUAUAUUCAUGAUGUUAGUCAGUGGGGAAUUGACCCCCACAAUGAGUCUGGUUUCUCCCAAGGUUAUUUUUCUCCAUUAACCAACAUCUUCUGGAGUUUUGUGUUCCUUGCCACAGUCACCUUCAGCUUGCUCACUGGGGUUAUAAAUACAAUUAUUAUUGUAUUACUUAUUUUUAAACACAGUACACAAUUGUAUUUUAUCAAACCACACAAUGAUGACUCUAAGACAUGGAUAUUACAGUUUUAUUUUCUUAUUAAUGAAUUGUUGUGAAAGGUACUAUGCAAAUAAAAA